Schizosaccharomyces japonicus yFS275 is the source of this 1466-nucleotide messenger RNA. Its product is annotated as phosphoglycerate kinase Pgk1. The transcript has a single exon. Gene Ontology annotation, molecular function: phosphoglycerate kinase activity. NCBI's taxonomy places the organism in Eukaryota, Fungi, Ascomycota, Schizosaccharomycetes, Schizosaccharomycetales, Schizosaccharomycetaceae. The coding region runs from base 81 to 1328 and encodes 415 amino acids. The record is from RefSeq and is a predicted model, not a curated record. Gene Ontology annotation, cellular component: cytoplasm; mitochondrion. Gene Ontology annotation, biological process: glycolytic process; gluconeogenesis.
UUCCGCGCCAGACAGGUAUAAAAGGCAGACAUCUUCGUCCACUAAUCACCACGAACAUUCAUUUAUUCGUUCUUCACAACAUGUCUCUUUCCACUAAGCUCUCCAUCACUGACAUCGACUUGACUGACAAGCGUGUUCUCAUGCGUGUUGACUUCAACGUCCCCUUGGACGGUGACCGCAUCACCAACAACGCUCGUAUCGUUGGUGCUCUCCCCACCAUCAAGUACGCCAUUGAGCACAAGGCCAAGGCCGUCAUCCUCAUGUCUCACUUGGGUCGCCCCAACGGUGAGCGCGUCGCCAAGUACUCCUUGAAGCCCGUUGCCGCUGAGUUGGAGAAGCUUUUGGGUAAGCCCGUUAAGUUCCUCAACGACUGUGUUGGUCCUGAGGUUGAGCAAACCUGCCAAGCUGCCACCAACGGUGAGGUCAUCCUCUUGGAGAACCUCCGUUACCACAUCGAGGAGGAGGGUUCCCGCAAGGUCGACGGUAAGAAGGAGAAGGCCGAGCCCGCCAAGGUUGAGGCUUUCCGCAAGUCUUUGACUUCUCUCGGUGACGUUUUCGUCAACGAUGCCUUCGGUACUGCUCACCGUGCCCACUCCUCCAUGGUCGGUGUCGACAAGGUCCGUGUCGCCGGUUUCCUUAUGAAGAAGGAGCUCGACUACUUCGCCAAGGCUCUUGAGAACCCCGUCCGCCCCUUCCUUGCCAUCUUGGGUGGUGCCAAGGUUGCCGACAAGAUCCAACUUAUUGACAACCUCUUGGACAAGGUCAACCGCCUCAUCAUCUGCGGUGGUAUGGCUUUCACCUUCAAGAAGGUCCUUGACAACAUGAAGAUCGGUAACUCCUUGUUCGAUGAGGCCGGUUCUCAAAACGUCCAAUCCAUGAUUGAGAAGGCCAAGAAGAACAACGUCGAGGUCUUCCUCCCCACUGACUUCGUCACUGCCGACAAGUUCGACAAGGACGCCACUGUUGGUACUGCCACCGACGCUGAGGGUAUCCCUGAGGGUUGGAUGGGUCUUGACUGCGGUGCUGUCUCCUCUGCCAAGUUCGCCGAUGUCAUUGCCACCUCCAAGACCAUUGUCUGGAACGGUCCCGCCGGUGUCUUCGAGUUCGACAAGUUCGCCAACGGCACCAAGUCCAUGCUUGACGCUUGUGUCAAGGCUGCCCAUGACGGCUCUGUUGUCAUCAUCGGUGGUGGUGACACUGCCACUGUUGCCAAGAAGUACGGUAAGGAGGCCGAGCUCUCCCACGUCUCCACUGGUGGCGGUGCUUCUCUUGAGCUUCUUGAGGGUAAGGCUCUUCCCGGUGUUGUUGCCCUUUCUGCCAAGAACUAGACAUCUUUCUGGAUGCAACCUACCACAGGCGUCGUCUCCGGGCGUUAAAGCUUGUUUAGACGAAUGUUUUUAGGAAAUACGAAUAGAGUUUACGAAUACGCUAGGGUGCAAUGGUUGGUGAGCAAGGUGAGCGGUGCA